Messenger RNA from Amoebophrya sp. A120, 566 nucleotides. Lineage: Eukaryota; Dinophyceae; Syndiniales; Amoebophryaceae. The record is from the annotation of a GenBank genome assembly.
GAAGUGCUUCCUGUUCUGGUCGGCGCUUAGUCGUUGCGCGAUGCAAAAAUACAAGGUGAAGGAGCUGAUGAAGUCGGCCCCUUUUUUCGCCUUCGACUACGCCCGCGACUUCAUGUGCCUGCUGGCGGACGUGUAUGAGGGUCUGUGCGUCGGCUGGGAGAUGGUGUUUGACGAGGAUCGCCAGGAGUGGUGCAUGGACGGCGACACAAUCCCGGAGAUGAAGUGCGGUUUUUUUGCGCAGUUGGCGCUCCAGUUUGAAGCACACAAACAAAAGUCCUGGUGCACCUCCGAGCGCGGCUUUGUGCUCGAUGUUUCUCCUACCUUUGCCGACGUCGCCGAAGAUGCUGCUGAUUGGGUUUCGGGUCUUACUCGGGAACAGACUAAUGCCGGACUAUUUGUUCUUGGCGGAGACCGGUGGCGGAUGCUGAGCGAGUCGGUUUUGCCCGGCAACGACACCCUGAAGCGCGCUAUUCUUUGCCACUUGUUGAAGGUGGAAUACGCCGAGGAGCAGCCGCACGAGUGGGACGACGCCGUGAUCGACUCGACCGAUUGGACGAAAAACAAGC